This is a messenger RNA of Kwoniella shivajii, 1152 nucleotides long. RefSeq lists its product as uncharacterized. NCBI's taxonomy places the organism in Eukaryota, Fungi, Basidiomycota, Tremellomycetes, Tremellales, Cryptococcaceae. The record is from RefSeq and is a predicted model, not a curated record. The transcript is spliced from 2 exons. Bases 1 to 1152 code for a protein of 383 amino acids.
AUGACAAACGAUCUGGUGUCGGGAUCUAUUGCCCAAUCGUCCUCUUCGAUAGGCUUUCAUGGAGAUACAUCUGAACAUCAAGUUUCCGACUUGUCUUCCUUGUAUGACUAUUCGAUGAAGUCGGAUCCUCAAAUCCUACUAAUCCUAGUUGGCUUACCUGGUUCCGGAAAGACGACAUUCUCAGAAGCAUUAGCAAGCCAAUCACGAGAGAUCACGAAUGACCAUCAACAAGUAGAGCAGAAGAAUCAGAAGGUCAGACGAUGGAUAAGGGCAUCUCAGGACGAAGCGCCAAAUCGAAGGAGACAAGAAUGUGAAUCUAGAGUCAAAUGGGGAUUGGAUAGUGGAUAUAACGUAGUUGUUGAUAGAGUAGAUUUCGAUCCUGUUCAAAGAAGUCAUUUCAUCUCAAUUGCAGAUACGUAUACACCCAAACCCAAGAUAUACUGUUUAAUCUUAAUUGUAUCGAAUAUAACAUUAGAGAAAAGGUUGCUCAAUAGACCUGAUCAUCCCACUAUACCAAAUUUCGAAACUGGUUUAAGGGUACUUCGUCAGAUGGGUCCUCAAUAUCAACCUCCUUCAUGUGAACAAGGUGGAAGUGAAGGAUUUGAUAAGAUUCUAGAACUACAAGAAAUCGAUCAACCUCUUCAAGGUAUUUGGACGGCCAAUGAUAUUCAACGAGUUUUAGAGAGAAUAGAGUUUCAAGGGAGAAAUGAAAUUGGUCAUAGAAUGAUUAUACCGUCCACAACAAAUGUAAUCCAUAGAGGAAGAGGAAAUGGAAGAGGUCAAUGGACAAGAGGAAGGGGUACAUCCACCACAGGUUGGAAUGAUCGAAGAGGAAAUGAUUGGAGUAGAGGAAGAGGCGGAAUAUAUUCGAAUUCAAAUAUUAGUUAUCCCUCAAGUGCAGGUGAAGAGACACUUACAAUGAAUGAAAAUUCAAAUUGGAUAAGAAGCAAGCCAUCAGAGACAGCAGAAACGAUCGAUGGACCUAGGCAAGGGAGCGGCUAUGGUCAUAGCCACGAUCAACCUAAUAGCCAUAGGAAUUACCAGCCUCAAAGACUCGGCAAACAAUGUGAUGAUCAACCAUAUAUAAUUCCGCAAUAUCCAAGCCAGCCUGCCAAUCCACCUACUGAGCGCACGAAUUCAUUCAACAAUUAG